Molecule: messenger RNA, 3960 nt
Organism: Prorocentrum cordatum
Lineage: Eukaryota; Dinophyceae; Prorocentrales; Prorocentraceae
Source: the annotation of a GenBank genome assembly
AUGGAAUCUGACGACGACGACAACGGCAAUCCAGCCGACGUACCCAUGGACGACGAGGAAGCCACGGAUGAACUGCCUCGCCGACCAUUCCGCGCGCAAGAUCCUACGAGUGUGCUCUGCGGCAGUUUCCCUGAAGGCAUCGAAAUGGACGACGUCAUCGCCCCGGAAACGUGGCAGAAAAGCAAGGCAGCAGAGGCCAAAUACAUCGCCGAAUUCAUGCGGGACAACUCGGACCGACUGCGCGCUGCGGAGCGGCCGCCAGAUUGUACUGUGGCCAGCGACGCAACUUGCAUGCGCCCCGCCGCGUCGCUGGCAGCGGCAGACCGGCAAUCCGAGUUUUUCAAGAUGGUGGACGCUUGGAAAGCAGACUCUCACUUUCAUCGACACAAGUCCCCGCAGCCAGCACCCGAUGCACUUGAGAGACGACUUCGCGCUGCAAUGGCUACCGGCGACGCGUCGACGUUCCCCCCUGUACCUCCGCGCACGAGGACGGCAGUGGUCGACGCGUGCCUACACCUUCUGCAUAAUGGAGUCUUGGAUGUAGUGGACAUGGAGCGCGUGAACGUCAAACAGGCCCGCGCUUUGCUCUGGAACGCGGCAUGGCUACAAGAUGUCAUGAACCGCAGGUGGGGCUUCGAUGAGCCCACGGGCCCAACGGCAACUGGACGCCCUUCACUCGCCGAUGGUUUUCAGCUGGCUCUUAUGGGUCCAGGCGGUACUGGGAAGACGGCGGUGCUGAGAGUCGUGGAAGCGGUGAUCUGCUACUUCAACGGACCCGACACGGUUCAGAAGUGCGCGCCGUCGAACUCCGCCGCGAGGCUUCUCAAGGGUGACACGCUGCGCGCUCUCUGCAAGCUGCCGUUCGGCAACGUCACCGUGACGGGCAAGAAGGGCCGCUUGACCCGAUCUGUCUUAGAACAGCAUCGAGAUCGAUGGGAGUGUGCUCUCGCGUGCUUCAUCGACGAGGUGUCCAUGGUUGCUGCGGCGCAACUCUUCCAGUCGGAGGUCCGAUUGACAGCCGCGAAGAAUUCCGCUCAGGCAUGGGGCGGCUUGGGAAUGACGUUGUCCGGAGACUUCAUGCAGCUCCCGCCAGUAGACCCGACGGGGGACAGCAGGAGCCUCGCCACAGACCCAGACGAAGUCGACGUCCUCAAUGAAAAAGGCCCAGACGCCACAACGAAGGACGCAGACAAGAAGAGGUCCAAGCACGUGGAAACAGUGCAGGGGCUUCAACUCUGGCGGAGAGUGCGACGGGUUGUGACGCUAGACAUUAACGUCCGGGCCCCUGGCCCUCUCAGUCAGCUGCUUGGAGAGAUGCGUGCUGGCCACAUUUCUGACGAGAUGUGGGCCUUAUACACCAAUCGCAUUCUGUCUUCCAACGACACUCGACCGCUGGACCCGGCGUCUCCAUUUGCAAUGCACCCGUGGACGUACAUCGUGCACAGACACAAGAUUCGAGCUUAUCGGUCCAUGCAAAAUGCGCGACAGCAGGCUUUGCGCACGGGGCAGCGCGUGUACGUCGUCCAAGCCCGGGACGAGCCAGUUCACCCAGGGGACUCUAGGAAAAUGACAAGCGACGUCCGCCGGGCACUCCUUCAGAAAGUAAGCCCGAAAGACACGCAGGACCUGCCCAGCUUGCUGCCCCUCUACGUCGGCAUGCGCCUGACCAUGUACUCGAAGGAUUGCGUGCGAUUGGGACUGAUGAAGGGCUGCGUGUGCACGCUUCGACAUAUCGUCUUCGCCGACGGCGAGAGUUUCCCCGCGGACUCCCUGGACGACAAUGUUGUGCACCUGCAGUACAUGCCGAUCACGUUAUGGUUGCAAGCGGACGGCGCUGAGUGGACGCUUCCAGCGUCAGACUUGCCCGCAGACUUGCCAACGUGCACUGACAGACAGGGGCUCUUUCAGAUGCGGCCCACCUACGGAUACCUCCGCGCCACGUGGGAAGAGGAGAACUUUUCUGCACUGUUGUUCGGCAUUGUACCCAAAGAACCGUCCCCCACUACGGGCGUGCAACAAGGUGGCACGUACCCAGCAGUGGUGGCCGACAUGAAAAAGCCACCGUCGAUGGACGCCGACACGCACUGGCUCGCUUGCUACGUCAUGCUGUCGCGGCCCGUCUCCGUGGAAGGCUUGCUCAUCUUGCGCCCAGCCACGAGGCGGGAAUUGUCCCGACCGCCUCCGAAAUUCAUCCUCGACGAAAUUACCCGCCUUGCUGACAUGGAGACGGCGUCGCUGGACGAAUUGAUUCAGAUCCUGCAAGAUCUGAAGGGGGAACCGUUCCCGCCUGAGAUCUUGGAUUCAGUUCUUGCUCAGGACGGCGCCGCCCGGCAGUCCGCCGAGGUAGCCGAAUAUCGGAGAGCCGGGCCAGCGCUCCGCACAGUUUCUCGGCGCACGCGCGGCAAAACGACGCCACCUGCGCCCCUGUCGAGAGUUGGAGACGCGGCGGGCGCGGGCGAGGAUGCUGCAGCGCAGGCGACGCCACCGUCCUCGGCGCCCCCGCUGAAGAAGCCGCGGCUGCCAAACAUGGAGACGGCGCGCGCGUCGACGCCGCCCACGGUGAACGCCUCCGACGCCCUGCUCCGAGUGCGGAGAGGCUGGAUGCACGCCACAUUCCCCCACGUGCGCCUUCUUCUUGAUCGCGCCACGGUGCGAGGCUACCUCCACUUUGCCGCGGGCUCGCGGGACCCCGUGUCCGGCAUCGACGAACUUGCGCAACUACUGCGCGAAUGGAAAGUGUGGAAUAUGGAGCUGGCGGAGAUUGCCUCUACCACAGUGUCGCGGGCGUCCUCGCUCGCAUGGUGCUCCACGGAGGGCUCCAACGCCACAAUGCAGCACUUGCGGGCCAUCUCCGCCUCGAUAUACAGCCAGUGGGCCCCCGAGCAGGUGCUCGACUUCGUGGUCGCUGCAGCCAUGCAACAGCGCAGCAACGCCCAUCUCGACGAGUGGGACCCUGCAGCGUUGCUGUCCGACUUCUGCUUCGAAUGCCUUUUGCACGCUGAAUGCGUCCUGGCGUUUGAAGAGCAAGAUGAUGGCGACGCGCUCGUUCGCAUCGCGUACACCCAGGCGCACUCUGGAGCAGGCGCCAGAGAAGAGCGCAUUACGAGAAUACCUGGCGGAGUCGCCAACCUAGCCCAGGAGCCUUGCACCUCCCGCUUCAGUAUACUUUCUGUGGUCAUGUUGCUGCUGAUCCAGCGCGUGCAGCUGGCUGCGGCAACGGGGCAGGGAGGGCAAGCGGGCACGGAAGGGGCGGAGUCGCCGAGGGCCGGUCAGCCGGACGCGGCAGAGGGCUGGUGGCAGAGCGGAGCGACUGCGUGCGAGUGCCGCUUCCGUUGCCUACCCUGGUGCUCCGAAUGCGCGCGAGGUCCAGAAGACGUUCCAAAGGCGUCCGGAAAGAGGCCGAAGGACAACGCCAAAGAGAAGGUUGAGGAGAAAGCCAGAACGGACAGGCCGAAGCAGAACGCCAAAGAGAAGCGGCGGCGGAAGGGGGACGCGAAGGGCGAGGAGGACGAGGUACCCUCGGAGGACAUCGUCGCUGCCCAGAAGCUGCCGGCGAAGGACGCCGAAGGGGAGGAGCCCCCGCCCGAGGCCGCCGAGGCGCCCAGCGGCGACGCGGCCGCGGCGGAGGGCGCCGAGCAGGCUCCGGGAAGGCUGGCCGCAGCCGUCGCCGAGGCGGCGAAGCCCCCCGCCCCAGCCGUGCGCGCCCCGGGCUCCAAGGCCUCGCGUGUGGUGUGGCUCGGCGGGUGCGCCCUGGGGCUCGGCGUCCUGGCCUGCGGCGCGCCCACGGCGGCCCACGCCGCCGUGGGCUCCGCGGUGGCCGCGGCGGGCUCCGGGCUGUGCGCGUGCGUGCGGGCCAGGAGGAGGAGAGAGUCGCUGCGACCAUCCGCCGCGGCCGUGCAUCAGCUGCAGGCGCUCUUGCAGGCCACCAACCACGGGGUCGCCAUACCCGCGCCGGCGUAG